This is a messenger RNA of Amphimedon queenslandica, 1551 nucleotides long. RefSeq lists its product as uncharacterized. The record is from RefSeq and is a predicted model, not a curated record. Gene Ontology annotation, molecular function: cell adhesion molecule binding. Lineage: Eukaryota; Metazoa; Porifera; Demospongiae; Haplosclerida; Niphatidae. The transcript has 6 exons. The coding region runs from base 77 to 1198 and encodes 373 amino acids. Gene Ontology annotation, biological process: cell-cell adhesion. Gene Ontology annotation, cellular component: cell-cell junction; plasma membrane.
GACAGAACCAUUAUGUCUUGCUUGCAGAUUCUUUACUAAUCAAGGCAACUUUUUGACCUUUUCUGAUGGUGUAUGGAUGAAGGAAAGUGCAGUACUGAGUGAUGAAGACUUUAAUGGAAAUGUUAAUCUAUCAAGUACUUCUGAUACUAUGUUCAUGAGCCUGGAGUAUCCUGAUGAUCUUGUUAAUGUUGAUGAUACUAUAACAUGCUCAUCAUCAACUGCUGGCCAACAAAACAUCAUCACUUUUGGAGAUUUUGUCUUUCUGGACCCAGUAGUAUCUCCUGAUGGCACUGUUAAUAUCACUGAAGGAUCUAAUUUAACAUUAACAUGUUCUGAUCCUGGUAAUACUGGUAUGCCACGUUUUGUAUGGAUUAAUGAUAGAAAGAGUGCAUGUGCUCUUCUUGAUGAUAGUGAUGGUAUUGAGCUAACGCCUAUCAUUAAUAAUCCUCCUUUAAACUUAACUUUAAUAAAUAUUGACAGAGCAGCUAGUGGUAAUUACACUUGUAGAACAACACACAUUGAUUUACCAGGUAUUAAAAGAGAAACUACAGUUACUGUUUAUGUACAGCCAAUAAGAUACACAAUAGUUCACACUACUGUUUAUCAAAGCAAUGACACUGUUUCCAUUAAUUGUUCGUAUGAUGAUGACUCUGUUGGUGUGAAAUGGGUCCAUAACAAUGCACAAAUUGACUCAAAUAGUGACCCUCAAGUCACAAUCAACACACAAUCCACUUACUCUGAGCUCGCAAUGUCUCCUCUUGCACAAGAACAUGCUGGACAAUAUCAAUGCAUUGUCUCUAAUAUGUUUGUAUCUACAAGAAGUGAAAAGAUUUUCAUUGUCAUCCAAGUGUUGCCAUGUGAUCGGGCUACUGUAACAAGUACUAUUAGUCAUAGCUUUUGCAGCCAUAUUUGGCCAUCACCUGUUGAUCUUGUUGAUGCAACUGUGACUCCUGUUCUUAUCACUAACAUUGCUAGUAACAGUAAUGGUGAGUGUAGCUAUAUUAUUCCAAUCGUGUCAUCAGUAGUUGUGACUAUUAUUGUCACAUUUAUAAUCACAUUUUUAACUACGUUCAGUAUCAGUUAUUGCUGUCACAAGAAAUCCAAUAAGAAUAUACCAACCAAUAAAUUGAAGGAUAUUCCAAUUGAUUCUAAUUUAGCUUAUUCAACACAUACACCAAGGUUGUGUCAACCUACUUGAUCAAGAUACACAACAGCAGAAAUACAAUGGAAGCAUUUGAUGCAUUUUAUUGAAAUGACAUACAAUGACUUCAACUUAUUUUGUAUACUGGUUGACUGUUGCUGUAAAGUUGCAAUGUAGCUGUAGAAUCAAAUCAAUAAAAGUUGUUCUAUUUGUUAUUUUAGCUAUCUAAAUCUAGUUAUUCCAAAUAAUUAAAAUAAUAUUCAUAGCAAAAAAGGAAGCCCCAUUUUUGUUGGCCAGCCCUUUUCCUAUACAAAUGAUCCAGAACAAAAGAAACCAUAAGCAGACCUGUCUUUGUGUUUUGUGUCUACAUGCUCAAGCUCUAGUUUAGACUAGAGUAGAGUAAUGGCUAA